Pieris brassicae (large cabbage white) is the source of this 1424-nucleotide messenger RNA. Its product is annotated as MIT domain-containing protein 1-like. The record is from RefSeq and is a predicted model, not a curated record. Lineage: Eukaryota; Metazoa; Arthropoda; Insecta; Lepidoptera; Pieridae. Gene Ontology annotation, cellular component: midbody. Gene Ontology annotation, biological process: midbody abscission. The transcript is spliced from 4 exons. The coding region runs from base 212 to 940 and encodes 242 amino acids.
AGUAGAAACAAGUAAUAAUAUAUUAUCUUCUUAUAUUUAUUAUUCUUAGUUUUCACAAGUUAGAAUUUUUCGAUGCAUUAAAAAUAAGUUUUCUUCUUUGUUGCAAUUUUAGGAAAUUAUUAAAAAUCAUAAUAAAUGACAUAUUGUUGAUAAAUUUUAAACUAUUUAAAAAAAUAUUGUAGUUUAGAAAAUAGAGAUUUAAAAAUUCAUUAUGAAUAUAGAAAGUGCAGCUAUUAACAUUUUAAAACGUGGUGUAGAGUUAGAUACAAAAAAAAGAUAUACUGAAGCACUAGUUUGUUAUCAAGAAGGACUACAAAUUCUUGUGGACAAGAUAAAAGGUGAAAUAGAUGAAACCUCUAGAAGUUAUUUACGAAAAAAAGUAGAAGAGUAUAUGAAUAGAGCUGAAUGUAUAAAGAAAUUGGUUUCAAAGCAGAAAGAAAUUGGCCAGUUUCAUGAACAGGUUCAUAUUGAAAAUGAUUCUACAGGACAUAGCUAUAAGACAUUAUUUGGACGUUUUCUAGAUGAGGAUGUACAGUUUGUAAUUAUUGAAGAUCCCUACAUAAGAAGUUUUCACCAGUGUCAAAAUUUUCUUCGUGUAUGUGAGUUAUUGGUGAAGUCUUGUGAUAAACUGAAGCACAUAGAACUAUUAACAUCCAAGGAUAAUAAGUCAAAUAAAGACCAAAGCAACUGGCUGAAGAACAUAUCCAUUGACCUGCUCAAAUAUAAUGUGCAAUUGAUAGUAAAAUUUUCAGAAACACUACAUGAUAGACAAAUUAUCCUUAGUUCUGGAUGGAUAGUAAAAAUAGGCAGAGGUUUAGAUUUCUACAAAGCAACUGAGAACAAAUUUUGCUUAGGAAUGCAUGAUCUUGAUUUAAGACCAUGUCAUGAGACUACAGUUGACAUUUUACACUCAAAGAAUAUUAAGCAAUCAUACGGUUGAUAGUGUAAGUUCUCUAUAGUAAUUAAUAUGACACAACUGUCUUGUGAUGUGAUAUGGAUAAAAAGUAUUUUUCAAAAUGAUAAUUUUAUAUUUGUAGAAAAUCUAGAGAUCUUAACAGAUCCAAAGUUAAGCACAAUAAGUAGGUAUAUUUGUGUAAACUUAAAAAUCUACUUAAACUAUUUAGGAUAUCAAGAUUUUCUAUUAAUUAAUAAAUAUUUAUUAAACAUUAUCUAGUGUCUGGAGUUUGAUUGCAUCUAAUAUUGUAAAUAACACUGGUAAUCCAUGAAAAAUGUGUGACAUAGAUUUUCUCUCAAAGACUCUUUUGUAUAGAUGCAAUAUGUACAAUAUUAAGAAUAUUUCUCACUUUUGUGAACCUUUUUUUUUUGAAAUGUGUAUUGUUAAUUAAUUUAUUUUUGUAAUGUGAUGUUAAUAUACAUAGAAAGUGUGUGACAAUUUAUACUUAUUAUGAAGGUGCUAGAAUUAA